Messenger RNA from Vitis riparia (riverbank grape), 1368 nucleotides. Its product is annotated as serine/arginine-rich SC35-like splicing factor SCL28. The coding region runs from base 130 to 993 and encodes 287 amino acids. The transcript is spliced from 7 exons. Gene Ontology annotation, molecular function: RNA binding; DNA binding. Gene Ontology annotation, cellular component: nucleus; nucleosome. NCBI's taxonomy places the organism in Eukaryota, Viridiplantae, Streptophyta, Magnoliopsida, Vitales, Vitaceae. Gene Ontology annotation, biological process: sperm DNA condensation; spermatogenesis. The record is from RefSeq and is a predicted model, not a curated record.
UUUCAACAUUUACCCGCCCAUUCACUGUGCGAACUUUCGCCCAUAUAGGGUUAGGGUUUUUGCGGGGUUUCCCUCUCUCAGCCUUAGGUUUUCGACUUUUCGUUGCUGAUUCGAAGCCAACUCUCAUCAAUGGCGAGAUACAGAAGCCGUAGCAGAAGCUACAGCCCUCGCCGCAGCAGAACUCCUCCUCGACGGCGUCGUUUCGACGACCGCUCCAGACCCAGUCGCUCCUAUCGCGACCGCCGCUCCCCUGCUCCCUCUGGCCUCCUUGUUCGCAACAUCGCUCUCGAUGCCAGGCCUGAGGAUCUUAGAGUCCCAUUUGAGCGUUUUGGUCCAGUGAAGGAUGUGUAUCUUCCCAAGAAUUACUAUACUGGGGAGCCCCGUGGCUUUGGAUUUGUGAAGUUUCGUAAUGCGGAGGAUGCUGCCGAAGCUAAGCAUCAUUUGAAUCACUCAGUUAUUGGUGGACGUGAAAUAGCUAUUGUUUUUGCUGAAGAGAAUAGAAAAACUCCUCAGGAGAUGCGUACGAAUUCACGUGUAAGUGGCAGGCAUGGAGGAAGCUAUAGAAGGCGAAGUCCACCUAGGUCCCCAAGACGUAGAUAUCGCUCCUAUUCACGGUCACCUUCACCAGUCAGGCAUGAUUCAAGAGACAGGGAUCGUGGAGGAAGAGAUUAUUACUCACCAUCACGCUCUAGGUCUGUUUCACGAUCUGUAUCUCCCCGUGAUGAUAAGCACUACAGGUCUAAUCAUAACUCAAAGAGUCCAAGGCAGAAUGAUCAGAGUCCCCGCAGCAACAGGGACCGUGGAUCAGAUAAGAGGUCAUUCAGUCCAAUGAAGAAUGGUCAAAGUCCUAGGUCACCAAGUCCAAGAGAGAAUGACCGCCGUAAGCAUGGUAAGAAGAACCAAGGUUCUGACCGGCGAUCACCAAGUCCAAGGAGGUAUGAGCGGAGUUUAUCAAGAUCUCCUUCUCGUUCCCGUUCUUACAGUCCUCGCUGAUGGAGUUGGCCCUGUUUUUGGAAACCAUGCUUGAUCCUCUAGCCUGGGAAUGAGGCUUCUAUUGGUUGCUGGUUAGUGUGAGGAGGUUGUAAUAUACAGGAAUUAGGGCUGAUCGAGGAGUGAUGCAACUCUUUUGAUGGAUAUAUAAUUUUGUACGUCUAACUCGGAUAAUGCAGCUUACUGGGAGUUUUUUGUUCAUGGUAUGCCUAUAUUAGGUGGGUUGUACAUGCAACCUGCUGACUCUUUACCUUUAACCCUCCUGGGUCUAUGGGCUUUUUUUUUUACUUUCUUUUUAUUUUUCCAUUUUUUUUGGGAGCUGUGGACAUGCAGUUGCUGAGUUGAUUGCUUGGGUUUAUAUCGUGCUAUAAUUUUCAA